CCAGAGGGCAUCGAAUUCAGGCUCCAAAGUCUCGACGGCGACCUCAUUGCACCCACGAAGACGAUUCGGCGUUUCGCACAAAAGGCAGACGGAUUUUUCUUAUUGCAUCAACACGAGUACUUCUAGCACACAUACUUUUUUUCUUCUCACUCAGCAAGCAUGGGCAACACCACCAGCGCCGUGCUGGACAACAUCGUCCAGGGGUCCAACUUCGAUAGAGACGAAGUCGACCGUCUAAGGAAACGAUUCAUGAAGCUGGACAAGGACAACUCCGGUACAAUCGAGCGCGAAGAGUUCCUUAGCCUGCCCCAGAUUUCGUCGAACCCGUUAGCAACAAGGAUGAUUGCCAUCUUCGACGAAGACGGCGGCGGCGACGUCGAUUUCCAAGAGUUCGUCUCGGGCCUGAGCGCCUUCUCGUCCAAGGGCAACAAGGAACAGAAGCUCCGGUUCGCGUUCAAGGUCUACGACAUCGACCGCGACGGGUACAUCAGCAACGGGGAGCUCUUCAUUGUGCUCAAGAUGAUGGUGGGUAGCAACCUCAAAGACCAGCAGCUGCAGCAGAUUGUCGACAAGACGAUCAUGGAGGCCGACCUCGACAAGGACGGGCGCAUCAGCUUCGAGGAGUUUACCAAGAUGGUCGAGAGCACGGACGUCAGCAUGAGCAUGACCUUGGAUCAAUUCUAGUUUCUGUUCUUCCCAUUCGAGGGGGUGGGAGGGGAGGGGAGGAAGGGGCCGAUGAGCGAAGCGGCCGCAUCACGAGACAUGACAACUACUGAUGUUUACGGACAAGGAACGACAGCGGUGGGGGGGCAACAGGAAGUUUCUUCUUGCGUUUGGAAUAGAAUACCCCGAGGCAGCC
Sodiomyces alkalinus F11 is the source of this 859-nucleotide messenger RNA. RefSeq names its product EF-hand. The coding region runs from base 160 to 684 and encodes 174 amino acids. The record is from RefSeq and is a predicted model, not a curated record. The transcript is spliced from 4 exons. Lineage: Eukaryota; Fungi; Ascomycota; Sordariomycetes; Glomerellales; Plectosphaerellaceae. Gene Ontology annotation, molecular function: calcium-dependent protein serine/threonine phosphatase regulator activity; calcium ion binding.